AUGGCGGCGGAGCAUUACACGCCCCUUAAAAGACUUAAAAGGAAAGGUAGCGAAAUUAGAUAUGAGCGUCACAAGUCACUGGGAAAAAUAACAGCAAGAGAGAAGGGUUUUCUUUUUUACUUGGUUCUUUUUAUCCAAUCUCCAAGUACUGCUGGUAUUAAAACCUAUUUCAUUUUCUUUUCUUUCUUUCGUUCUUUUUUUUAUUUCUUUUCUUUCUUUCUUUCUUUAUUUAUUUAUUUAUUUAUUUCGUUCUUUUCUUUCUUUCUUUUCUUUCUUUCUUUCUUUCGUUCUUUCUUUUCUUUCUUUUCUUUUUCUUUUUUCUUUUUUCUUUUUCUUUUUUUUUUUUCUUUUCUUUCUUUCUUUCUUUCUUUCUUUCUUACUUUUCUUUCUUUCUUCCUUUCGUUCUUUUCUUUCUUUCUUUCUUUCGUUCUUUCUUUUCUUUCUUUCGUUCUUUCUUUUCUUUCUUUCUUUCGUUCUCCCUUUCUUUCUUCCUUUUCUCUCUUUAUUUCUUUCUUUUUUCUUUUCUUCCUUUCUUUCUUUAUUUCUUUAUUUCUUUCUUUCUUUUCUUUCUUUCUUUCUUUCUUUCUUUCUUUAUUUCUUUUCUUUUCUUUCUUUCUUUCUUUCUUUCUUUUCACAAAGAAGUUAUUAUUUCGCCCUCACUGCACUUUUACUCUUUGCUUACGUCUUGUUCUUUCUCACUAUUCAUCAUCUUUAUUUAUUGCUAACAUACUUUCAAUUUUUCUUUCUCCUUUUCUUUCUUUCUUUCUUUCUUUCUUUCUUUCUUUCUUUCUUUCUUUCUUUCGGAAACUGCUACUCACGGUUUUAGUCUUCUUUUUUUUUCUCUUUUCAUUCAUUCAAUGCCCCUUCGCUGUCUCUUUUCUCUCUGUUUCCAUCUCCCCUCGCUCUCUCUUUUCUCUCUGUUUCAUUCUUUCUAUGCCCCCCUUCGUUCUCUCUUUUCUGUUUCAUUCUUUCUAUCCCCACUUCGCUCUCUCUUUUCUCUCUGUUUCUAUCUCCCCUCUCUCUCUCUCUCUCUGUUUCCAUCUCCCCUUACUCUCUCUUUUCUCCCUGAUCCCAUCUCACCCCGCUCUCUCUUUUCUCUCUGUUUCAUUCUUUCUAUGUCCCCCUUUGCUCUCUCUUUUCUCUCUGUUUCCAUCUCCCCUCGCUCUCACUUUUCUCUCUGUUUCAUUCUUUCUAUGCCCCCCUUCGUUCUCUCUUUUCUCUCUGUUUCCAUCUCCCCUCGACCUCACUUUUCUCUCUGUUUCCAUCUCCCCUCGCUCUAUCUUUUCUCUCUGUUUCAUUCUUUCUAUGCCCCCCCUUCGCUCUCUCUUUUCUCUCUGUUUCCAUCUCCCCGCACUCUCUCUUUUCUCUCUGUUUCAUUCUUUCUACGCCCCCCUUCGUUCUCUCUUUUCUCUCUGUUUCCAUCUCCCCUCGCUCUCACUUUUCUCUCUGUUUCCAUCUCCCUCGCUCUCUCUUUUUCUCUGUUUCAUUCUUUCUAUCCCCCCUCGUUCUCUCUUUUUCUCUCUGUUUCCAUCUCUCUGUUUCUAUCUGUUUCCCUCGCUUCUCUCUUUUUCUCUCUUUUUCCCCAUCCCCCAUCUCCCCUCUCUUUUCUCUCUGUUUCCAUUUCUCUCUUCCUCUCUUUUCUCUCUGUCCCAUUCUUUCUGUUUCAUUUUUAUGCUCUCUCUUUUCCUCUGUUCCAUCUCCCCUUCGUUCUCUUUUUCUUUUUUUCUGUUUCAUUCUUUCUUUCCUCUCUGUUUCUUCUCCCCUCGCUCUAUAUUUUCUCUCUGUUUCCAUCUCCCUCUCUGUUUCAUUCUUUCUAUGCCCCCUUUUCUCUCUUUUCUGUUUCAUUCUUUCUCCCUUUUCGCUCUCUCUUUUCCUCUGUUUCUAUCCCCCCCUCUCUCUCUCUGUUUCUCUCUGUUUCUCUCUUUUCUAUGUCCCCCUUCGUUCUUUUUCUCUCUGUUUCUUCUUUCCAUCUCCCUCGUUUCAUCUCCCUCGACCUCACUUUUCUCUCUGUUUCCAUCUCCCUCGCUCUAUCUUUUUCUCUCUGUUUCAUUCUUUUUCUAUGCCCCCCUUCGCUCUCUCUUUUCUCUCUGUUUCCAUCUCCCGCGCUCUCUUUUCUCUCUAUUUCCAUCUCCCCUCGCUCUCUCUUUUCUCUCUGUUUCCAUCUCACCUCGCUCUCUCUUUCCUCUCUGUUUCUAUCUCCCCUCGCUCUAUCUUUUCUCUCUGUUUCCAUCCCCCUCGCUCUCACUUUUCUCUCUGUUUCCAUCUCCCCUCGCUCUCACUUUUCACUCUUUUUCCAUGUCCCCUCGCUCUCUCUUUUCUCUCUGUUUCAUUUUUUCUAUCCCCACUUCGUUCUCUCUUUUCUUUCUGUUUCCAUCACCCCUCGCUCUCACUUUUUUCUCUGUUUCCAUCUACCCUCGCUCUCUCUUUUCUCUCCGUUUCAUUAUUUCUACGCCCCCUUCGUUCUCUCUUUUCUCUCUCUUUCCAUCUCCCUUCGCUCUCACUUUUCUCUCUGUUUCAUUCUUUCUACGCCCUCCUUCUUUCUCUUUUCUCUCUUUCCAUCUCCCCUCGCUCUCACUUUUCUCUCUGUUUCAUUCUUUCUACGCCCCCCCUUCUUUCUCUCUUUUUCUCUCUUUCCAUCUCCCUCGCUCUCUCUUUUCUCUCUUUUCAUUCUUUCUAUGCCCCCCCUUCGCUCUCUCUUUUCUCUCUGUUUCCAUCUCUCCCGCUCUCUUCUCUCUAUUUCCAUCUCCCCUCGCUCUCUUUUUCUCUUUUCCAUCUCCUGUUUCAUUCCUCUCUGUUUCUAUCUCCCCUCGCUCUCUCUUUUCUCUCUGUUUCCAUCUCCCCUCGCUCUCACUUUUCUCUCUGUUUCAUUCUUUCUAUCCCCCCUUCGCUCUCUCUUUUCUCUCUGUUUCCAUCUCCCCUCGCUCUCACUUUUCUCUCUGUUUCCAUCUCCCCUUUCUUUACUCUCCCAUGUUCGUUCUCUCUUUUCUCUCUGUUUCAUUCUUUCUCCCCUCGUUCUCUCUUUCUCUCUUUUCAUCUCCCUGCUCUCCUUUUCUCUCUGUUUCAUUCCACGCCCCCCUUCUUUUCUCUCUUUUCUCUCUUUCCAUCUCCCCUCAUCUCUUUUUCUCUCUUUUUCAUUCUCUCUCCCCCCUUUUCUCUCUUUUCUCUCUGUUUCAUCUCCCCUCUCACUUUUCUCUCUGUUUCAUUCUUUCUAUGCCCUCCGUUCUCUCUCUUUUCUCUUUGUUUCCAUCUCCCCUCGGUCUCUCUUUUCUCUCUGUUUCCAUCUCCCUUCGCUCUCACUUUUCUCUCUGUUUCUUUCUUUCUACGCCCCCUUCGUUCUCUCUUUUCUCUUUGUUUCCAUCUCCCCUCGCUCUCUCUUUUCUCUCUGUUUCCAUCUCCCCACGCUCUCUCUUUUCUCUCUGUUUCCAUCUCCCCUCUCUCUCUCUCUUUUCUGUUUCCAUCUCCCCUCUCUCUCUCUCUUUUCUCUCUGUUUCCAUCUCCCCUCUCUCUCUCUUUUCUCUCUGUUUCCAUCUCCCCUCGCUCUUUCUUUUCUCUCUUUUUCCAUCUCCCCUCGCUCUUUCUUUUCUCUCUAUUUCCAUCUCCCCUCGUUCUCUCUGUUUUCUCUCUCUCUCUCUUUUCUCUCUGUUUCCAUCUCCCCUCGCUCUUUCUUUUCUCUUAUUUCCAUCAUUCGCGCUCUCUUUUCUCUCUGUUUCCAUCUCCUCGCUCUCUCUUUUCUCUCUUUUUAAUUCUUUCUAUAUCGCUCUCUUUUUUUUCUCUGUUUCAUUAUUUCUAUCCCCAUCUCUCUUUUUUCUCUGUUUCAAUCUCCCCUCGCUCUCACUUUUCUCUUUGUUUCAUUGUUUUCAUCCCCCUCUCUCUUUUCUCUCUGUUCCAUCUCCCUCGCUCUGUUUUUUUUCUGUUUCAUUCUUUCAUUCUUUUUUCUCUCUUUUCUCUCUAUUCUUUUUAUCUUGCUCUCUUUCUCUCUCUCUCUCUCUCUCUCUCUCUCUCUUUCUCUCUCUCUCUCUUUCCUUUGUAUCUACUUUUCCCCUGGUUUUCUUUCAUUUUCUUUCCCAUCACCCUUCGUCAAUUAUCUCGACCUCUGAAACAUCUUACAUUCAUUCAUGCCUUUUUCUCUAA
Molecule: messenger RNA, 4131 nt
Organism: Acanthosepion pharaonis
Lineage: Eukaryota; Metazoa; Mollusca; Cephalopoda; Sepiida; Sepiidae
Source: the annotation of a GenBank genome assembly